AUUAGGAAAGGCGACCGAAUCCUCGAAGUGAAUGGCAUUAACGUCGAGGGCGCCACUCAUAAGCAGGUUGUGGAUCUAAUAAAGAGCGGUGGAGACAAACUGACACUUACGGUGAUUUCGGUCACUCCACGGGAGGCCGAGAAGUUGGAGCCGAACGACGAGACGUCCAGCUAUUCAUACCUGGAUUACAGCGAAAAGCGUUCGCUUCCCAUAUCUAUUCCCGAUUAUAAUUACAUCGAAAGAAAUGCCGACAAAUAUGUGGUGUUCAACAUAUAUAUGGCGGGCCGUCAUCUGUGUUCGCGAAGGUAUAAGGAAUACGUGAAUCUCAACACUAAUCUGAAGAAAGAGUUUCCGGAUUUCCAAUUCCCGAAACUGCCGGGAAAGUGGCCCUUCUCUCUGUCUGACCAACAGUUGGACACUCGGCGCAGGGGUUUAGAGCAAUAUCUUGAAAAGGUUUGCGCCGUACGAGUGAUCGCCGAAUGCGAUAUAAUGCAAGAGUUUUUGACUGAUUUCGAUGACCAACACGGUACGAAUUCAGCGCCGGUUGACCUGAAAAUACUUCUUCCCGACAAAAACACAAUAUCAGUGAACGUCCGGAAGAAUAGCUCAACGGUUGACGUGUUUGAAGUGGUGGUCGAGAAGAUAGGGCUGAAGAAAGAGAUGUGCGAAUACUUUGCGUUAUUCGAAACGGUUGAGUACGGCUUCGAACGCAAACUGUCGCGAACUGAAUAUCCGCACUCAUUGUAUAUUCAGAACUACUCGACCGCCGCCUCCACUUGUCUUCUCAUUAAGAAAUGGUUAUUCUCUUUGCCUAAAGAAAUAGAGUUAAGUAAAGAUGAUUUGGUCGAGACUUUCUUCUUCUGGCAGGCUGUCGAUGAUGUAAAUAAGGGACAAAUAAGACCAGGAAAUAAACUCUAUGAACUCAAAGCACUGCAAGACUCGUCCAAAAAAUCAGAGUAUCUAAAACUCGCCCGAACUCUCGAUGGUUACGGAGAGCUAUCGUUUCCUCACUGUUCCUGUGAUGCCCGCAAAGAGGGACAUGUGAUCGCAACGAUAGGCACCCCUUGCUUUAAAUUACAAGCCUGUAAAGACGACGGCACUCUAGAAUCACAAGUAAUAGAUUUCAAUUGGGAAAGCAUUAAGGAAUGGGAGAUCGAUGAAGAAGGUCUGGCAUUUGCUUUUCAAUAUAGUAGACCCGAUAAAAAGCCACGUUUUGUUAGAAUCCAUACGCCAUAUCACGUUUUCCUUUACGACUGUUUUGAACGAAUUCGAGAGGAAAAGGAUUCAAUGGAUCACAAGAAAGUUGAAUAUAGAGACCAACAGUUUUAAAAACAGUUAAUGAAAUACUUGAGUACAAUCUAUACCACUCUUGAGAACCUUUACAUUCACGCCAUAUAUGUUUUUGUGGUAUUUAUUUCCAUAAUAUUCUUAAUAAAGAGUUUUAUAUUUUUAUCAAAACACAAA
Medioppia subpectinata is the source of this 1464-nucleotide messenger RNA. The record is from the annotation of a GenBank genome assembly. NCBI's taxonomy places the organism in Eukaryota, Metazoa, Arthropoda, Arachnida, Sarcoptiformes, Oppiidae.